UCUCUUGCCCAGUAUUGCAUGACAGCGGGUCAUGUAUGGUACACCACAAGCUUCAUCGUAUAAAAGGUUGAGCGACCCGUCCUUGCAUUGUCUGGCCAAACAAUAACUGACAACCUUCAGCUGAGGAAGUAUAUAAUACAUCCAUGGUAACCGCGCCUGUAUUAACCUCGAAUAUUCAUCACUUUGUAUACUAGUUUCUGCAUUCAAAAAUUCCACGAAUGCCACCACGUAACGUUCCAGUAACCACCAUAAUUCGAAAAACGAAUUAUAUUAGGCAUACAAUGAAGGUUUUUUUGUAUCACAAACCGAGGUAAUAUACAACAAACUCUAAAUGAAAUGAUGAUAUGACCACUCGUUUUUAAUUUGUUUUCCAAACUCCUGCAGUUUUGCGGGUACUAAUUUCGCCUAUAUGUUAAUGAGGUUUGGGUACGUUGAUCAUACUAAGGGCCCAUACUGAUCCGUGACUGUUCAAUUAAGUUGAAUACCAUAUGGAACAUGUGAGAUGUGGAAGUGGUACGGUUCAUGUACAUGCAAGGAUACCACACUGCCACAAAUUGAAGGAGACUAAAAUUAAAAGUGUCCGUUCAAUCACCAAACGUACGUGUGUUCUGUCCAUUCUCUGCUCUGCCCACACCGAAUCAGGUGCACAUUUGUCAAUUGUCUUGAAUGAUGCUAGGUAUUUUAUGACGCCUUGCUGCAUCUUAGUCUGAAGAGAAACUGGAAGCUAUUUCUGUCGACUUUUGAAUCCCGGACACCAGUAAAGAUGGCGCUGUGUUGCAACGUGUUCAAAACUUUGUGUCGCACCAAGACACUUGACAUCAGUAAUACCGAAUCUCAAUUCAAACGAUGUCUGACAACCUUGGAUUUGACUAUCUUGGGCAUGGGAACCAUGAUGGGGUCGGGGUUGUAUGUGCUCACGGGUGUCGUCGCCAAGGAAACCGCUGGUCCUGCUGUCAUCUUGUCUUACGUCAUCGCGGGACUGGUGUCCAUCAUGGCGGCGAUGUGUUACUCCGAAUUUGGCUCCCGGGUACCGGUGACGGGAUCUGCCUACACGUAUACCUACGUCACAAUUGGCGAGCUCUGGGGCUUCGUGAUUGGCUGGAACUUAGUCCUUGAGUACGUUGUGGGCGGAGCUGCGGUUGCGCGCUCGUUUAGUGGCUACUUCGACGAGUUGAUUGGUUAUCGCCUCAGCAACUUCACGAAGAACGUCAUCUUUGGAGGUCACACCUACGAUAUACCGUACUUUGCAGCAUAUCCAGAUCUAUUCUCCGGUAUUUUGGUGAUGUUUGUGGUACUGAUUGUCAUUUUUGGAGCAAAUGUCUCAGCACGGUGCCUAAAUGUCAUGGUGUCUGUCAAUCUCGUCGUGGUUACCUUUGUGUUUGUAUCAGGGUUGUUCCUCGGUGAUGUUAGGAAUUGGAGCGACUUUUUCCCGUUUGGCUUCGCCGGGGCUUUCUCGGGUGCCGCUAGCUGUUUCUUUGCCUUCUCAGGUUUUGACGUCAUCGCUCUGUCGAGCGAAGAGGCGAUAGACCACGAGAAGGGAGUACCUCGCGCAACCGGCCUUUCCAUUCUAUUCGCCGGCCUGUCCUACGUCGCUGUCUCGGUCUCUCUGACACUGAUGGUGCCGUAUGACGAGAUCUAUGAAAACGCAGCCUUUUCUCACGCCCUUGCCUAUCAUGGUGUAGUGUGGGCCAAGUACGUGGUGGGAAUAGGUGCUUUGUGCGGCAUGUUCACAUCUCUCCUUGGUACCGUGUUCUCAUUGCCUCGCUCCAUCUAUGCCAUGGCUAAUGAUGGUCUUCUCUUCACCUUCCUGGCUAAAGUGUCCAAGCGGACCCAGGUUCCAGUGAUAGCAGCAGUGAUAUUUGGUCUCCUAUCUGCAAUCAUGGCUGUUUUGUUUGACCUGAGUGCUUUGGUAGAGUUUAUGUCCAUAGGGGUACUCAUGGCUUACGCCAUUGUGGCUGGGGCUGUCAUUGUGUUGAGGUACAGGCCUUCCAAUGCUCUCAAAGGCAAAAGUCAUAGCCCAGCCGAAGUGGCAAGUCCACACUCAAGCGACAGUGAUGAGGAGGAUGAGAGUUUGGCCGCUCCUCAAGAAGGCGCUACCGAUGAGGAACUCAUAGAUACACUGGAGAGGGAAGGAAGUCUUAAACGUCAGUUCAGAUUCCUGACAUUUCUUGCUGAUCGCGAGCCAGGCCAGGUCGUCUGCAUCUGUUUGUUUUUGACUGUCAUCUUCCAGACGCUAGUGGUGGUGGUUGGGGUAGCAGCAUGGGACCGCAUCGAGAUGGGUGAUUGGUGGGCCAUUCUCCUGAUGACUUCUUCUAUUGUCUUGACGAUCGUGACCUUUAUUCCGAUACCGAUGCACAAUCAGACGACGAAUGGCCGUGGAUAUAAUGUUCCUCUAGUGCCGUAUGUCCCCAUGGUCAGCAUAUUCUGUGACAUCGUCCUCAUGGUUAUGCUCAAGCCGGUCACGUGGCUACGAUUUGCGAUCUGGGUUGGAAUAGGUUUAUUGGUAUACGGGUUGUAUGGUUACUGCCAUAGCGUCGAGGGACGACAGCGGGUGGCGUCCACAGACAAACAGAAGUACAAGAUCAUCUCAGACUCCGGCGUACCAUCGCCACUGGCUCUAUACGGGACAAUUGCCCUGCAGCAGCCCAAGUCAUCGGAAGAAGAAACUGACAUGGAGAAAGAGAGUCCUCCAAGCAAGACCGAACUGUAACAGAUAAGGAAUAACACUACAUAUCUUAACAUUAUUAACAGUGUGGCUUGUUGCGCGCAUCCUGUGCCGAGUUUACGUACGAGUCUCCUGCGAGACGCGCAUGCGCUCUUUGCGACGGGACUCAGUACAGUAAUUUUGUCGACGUGCUGAGAUCUGACGUCAAUGUCGAAGAAGAAAAGCCUCCACAUUAAAGGGAAAAUACAACAUUUGCAAACAUCAAAAAAUAAAACUACCAAAUCAUUUUGAAAUACCUUGCUGGACUGUUAGUGAAUGAC
Molecule: messenger RNA, 2985 nt
Organism: Patiria miniata (bat star)
Lineage: Eukaryota; Metazoa; Echinodermata; Asteroidea; Valvatida; Asterinidae
Product: cationic amino acid transporter 4-like
Exons: 4
Coding region: 764-2710 (648 amino acids)
Biological process (GO): transmembrane transport; amino acid transport
Cellular component (GO): plasma membrane
Molecular function (GO): amino acid transmembrane transporter activity
Source: RefSeq, a predicted model, not a curated record